UCAUCAGCCACCGACCAAACAAGAAAAACUUAUCGUCAGUUACUGGAGGGUCCACACGGAAAUGAUAUUCAGGGCGAUUGUAGGCAUAUAUUUUUUCCUAAAUGUACAACUCUGAAAUUACUUUUAUUAUAGACGUCUAUAUUUUAAAUAGGCGCAUACUACAGGUAUUAAGAUGUUCUAAUCCAUCGGAUAUUUGUGUUUGGUAAACUCACAGGAAACGGUCAUUCAGAGAAACUCAAGAGAAACUCGCUUCGGGGUCUUGAUGCUGUUAUCAUUCGCUGGCUUGGAUAGCCACUUGUAGCUAACGUUAGCAAACUUUUAGCCAGUUUAAAAAGUAAUUCGGGGCAAUUAGUAGGGAUAGUCGUAACUUGAGAGAGUCUUUUCAGCAAAAUAACUUCUUUCUUGAAGGGACUACCACAGAAGUACCAAAGAAGAACUUCGACAACUAUUACGUGAAGUUGUCUCGAGCGAAAAUGAAACAUUUUACUAUAAGCUAGCAGCUAAAGUUCAUUAGCUAGCUAGUCGACAAAAGACAUCCGUGGAAAGUAGGUAUGGUGUUGAAACUUUUUAAAGUUUCGAAGAUAUAGUUCGACCACUCCGGACGUUAGCUCAUCCAGUCUUUAUCUAUAUUGCUGUCUAAUAGAGCAUAGUAAGCUAAUGAUGCGGGAUUCAACAGUGAAUUUCAGCGUUCUUCACAGAACAUGCAAAUUACUCGUCCUUCUAUGUUUUCUCCAUAUUUCAGUCACUUUAAUUUUUUACGUGAGGUCGUUAGAAAUUCCAUUUGCGUUUGCACAAAUUCGACAAACGCAUUCAGCGAAGAGUGACCAAACUACUUCAAAGGGCACGGAACCUGACCGGGUUGGAACAAACAUUUCUGUCGAUACCGUGACUACAGUCACCAACAAACUUGAAACAUGUCCUGAGACAUCGCCUCUGCUUGUGGGCCCCCUUCGCAUAGAAUUUUCAAAUCCAGUCAGCCUGGAUCUCGUGAGGAAUGAGAACCCCAAUCUCCAGAACGGGGGGCGCUUCAAGCCCAAAGAUUGUGUGGCCCUUCAGAAGGUGGCAAUCAUCAUCCCGUUCCGUAACCGUGACGAACACCUCAGGUUCUGGCUCUACUAUCUCCAUCCCAUUCUUCAGCGCCAACAGCUGGACUAUGGUGUCUAUGUCAUCAACCAGGACGGUGAAGAGGUGUUCAACCGGGCCAAACUCCUCAACGUGGGAUACGCAGAGGCCUUGAAGGAGUACGACUAUGGCUGCUUCGUGUUCAGCGACGUAGACCUCAUCCCAAUGGAUGACAGGAACACCUACAAGUGCUUCAGCCAGCCCCGGCACCUGUCUGUCUCUAUGGAUAAGUUCGGCUUCAGGUUGCCAUAUAACCAGUACUUUGGGGGCGUGUCAUCAAUGAGCAAGGAGCAGUUCCUCAAAAUCAACGGCUUUCCGAACAACUACUGGGGCUGGGGAGGGGAGGACGAUGACAUUUUCAACAGGCUGAGCUCCAAGGGCAUGUCCAUCUCACGGCCUAGCGGAGCCGUGGGGAAAUGUAGGAUGAUCCGCCACGACCGAGACAAGAAGAACGAGGACAACCCGCAAAGGUUUGACCGCAUUGCCCACAACCAGGGAGACAAUGAACAAAGACGGCAUCAAACCCUGGAGUACAAAGUGGUCAAAGUGGAGAAGGAUCAGUUAUACACCAAAAUUACUGUGGACGUGGGGAAAAAAAUAAGUCUGAAAAACAUUAACAGCCUUGACAACCAAUUUGUCGCUGUUGUGGAUAUAGUUACCAAAUGUGCCUUGAUGCUAGAAACAAUGAUAUGGGCCCUUUGGACCACAGAGAAUGACUGAUCUGAUCAGUGAACAAAACCAUAUUUCUUAAUAUUCCCUUUAUUUUUUUACAUUUGCACAUCCAAUUGUGAAUUGAACUGGGAUUCCAGUGUCUAGAUUAUAGGAUUCUUAAAUCGUUCACACCAGGAAAGAUGUUUGACAAUCAGUGAUUUGACACUCAUGGUGUCCCAUCAGGCUGAAAUGGCCACCACUCUCUCUGAAGACAGCUGCUGAGACCCUUUGUGAGCCAUUUUGUAUUGGGGAUUAAAUUAGCCUGGCUAGUGAAUUGUCUAAUCGAUUGCCCUAGGCAUUCUGGGACUGUCGUUCUGUCCAUCUCUUGUCUAUGUGUUGUGGUUUAGGUUCCUGUUGGGAUGGUUUUAGUUGUCAUCCUUGGAAUGGCUUUUUGCUAGUCUUGGGGCCCUCUGCCGAUAGCGCAGGUUGUUAACCCAUACAAAUCAAAGAGCUUGUUUUGUUAAAACAACCAAAUAACUACUUUAACACUGCUGUGCUCUAAUGUUCCACUCAAAGUAUCUGGAACAUGUGGGCACACAAUUCCAAAAACACCUUGUUGAAAAAGCCAGUUGCCAUUGUCGUUCCUAUUAGCCAUUCUGUUUCCCACCGUUAAUGGUCCUUGGGACCAUGUGAAAAGAUGGCGAAAAUGCCUCUGCUGGAUCUUCCUCCCCUGUGAAGAGCACCGUCCCUGGUAGCCUGGAAGGAGGCCUCUUUUUUAUUUUUUGGAGGAGAGCCACCUGAAUGUAUUUGCCUGGUGUUGUGCAAGUUUAAACCUUGAGGUAAAUUCUACCAUGCUGUUUUCUAUCACUAGUGUCACUAGUAUCACUAGUGACUGAUUUAAUUGUGCUUUUUUUGUGUGGUUGAGGAAACGGGGUUCUAUGCAGAAAGGAAUCCUCUUGUAUUCAAUGAAUGUUUUUAAGGAGGUGUGGGAGGAAAAAACUGAUCAGCCAGUGUUUCCCCUGUAUUAAUUUAGCAGCCGUGGACUAAAUUGUUGCCACCACAUCAAAAGUAUGUAACUUGAAAUAUAUACAUUGAAGUCAUAGUAGAUACAUGUAUAUUUUUUAUAUAAGGAUGUAUACAGUACUAUAGGAAUAAGAAAUGGCAUUUAAAUGGAUAGUGAUUUUUGGCGACUACGCCCUUUUUCUACUUACCUAUAGUCCAAUAAACGUAUGGACUUAUGUCUACAAGCAGUUUGUAGAGAGUUGCUAACUAGUUUUAGUGCUCUCAGCACAAUGACUGGACAUCUAUAGGAGCGGCUAGCAUGCUAGUGCAACCAUUGCCACUGCUGCUGAAAGAAAUCCAAGGGGAAGCACUACAGUUUCAAACGUGUACUAACUAAAAACCCUGAAAGGCCACCGUUCACCACAUUUUCUUACAGAUCCCUGGAAUGCUUCUUUUACAGUGAAAUCUACUUAAGAUUGUUCGUUGUGGGGCAGAACGUUGCACAAUACAAGUAGUUCCUCAGUCUUAUUGUGGAGAAAAGCCAUUGAGAUUAGUAAAUUCUAGUGGUCGGAUGUAUCAAUAUAUGGUAACCGUGGGCUCUAUGCUUAUCAAUAUUUGGUAACUGUGGGCUCUAUGCUUAUCAAUAUUUGGUAACUGUGGGCUCUAUGCGUAUCAAUAUAUGGUAACUGUGGGCUCUAUGCGUAUCAAUAUUUGGUAACUGUCGGCUCUAUGCGUAUCAAUAUAUGGUAACUGUGGGCUCUAUGCUUAUCAAUAUUUGGUAACUGUGGGCUCUAUGCUUAUCAAUAUUUGGUAACUGUGGGCUCUAUGCGUAUCAAUAUUUGGUAACUGUGGGCUCUAUGCGUAUCAAUAUUUGGUAACUGUGGGCUCUAUGCGUAUCAAUAUUUGGUAACUGUGGGCUCUAUGCGUAUCAAUAUAUGGUAACUGUGGGCUCUAUGCUUAUCAAUAUAUGGUAACUGUGGGCUCUAUGCUUAUCAAUAUAUGGUAACUGUGGGCUCUAUGCUUACUCAUGUGUGUUCUUCUCCUGACCGCUUCUUAACUCUAUCAGCCGCCGCUGUCUGGAGAAUAUUUACAUUGACAGCCAUUUCUGCCUUAACCAAAUAAACUUGAAAGAACUGCAUUAAUUGGUCAGUUUUGAGACUAUACUGAGUACAUAUGCACCUUGAAACGAUGGGUGUAAGUAUUACAUUUAAGUGCUGAAUCCAAGUCUGUCAUUUCCUAGCUGUUCCCCAAAAACGCUUUCCAAGAUGUUGAACGAUUGUUGGCUAAGUUGCUACGAGAACAUAUUGUACUCGGGCCCCGACUGCAGAAGCCAGCCACUCACGCAUGCGCCGUGCGCGCACAGACACAGCCUAUAUAUAUUUUACACUGUAGAGCAGAGAACUUUCGUGAUGUCAUGGGGUUUCCCUUCCAGCUGUAUACCCAAAGGACUUUAGUUAAUAUCACAGGCCUGUUCAACCUUGGUGAACGUUGUGUACAGAAAUGUGAUUAUUUCUUGUGAAGUCGUGGUGAAUGUGGGUUUUCUGUGUGCAACACAGCUUUAUCAUCCAAAAUGAGAUUUUGCCACAUAAACCUAAGCCUCAACAGCCUCCUCUCUGUACGCAUAGAUUACUUUGUCUGGUAGCGACAUUCAGGAGCUCGCAGUAUAGUCUUGCGCUAUGCUGUCUUGCUCUGCAAGUCUGGCAUGCAGGUUUCAUUAGCUAGCGAUGCAUACUUUAUUUUUUUUUCUCUUUUUACCUCUGUUGUAAGGUUCCUCCCUGAGACAAUGGCCUUUGUCGAUUAAAGCCAGCUGUGUGUAUGUCAGUGUUGAUUCGUAUGUUUAACAAAUGUUAGCUGGGUAAUCUGUAAGGCCUGCACCCUCUGUUUUACUUGGGUUGUUUUCUGUUUCCAUUAUGAUUCAGUGAGUUUGUGUCCACGUCUGUGUAUACUUGGAGUUAUGAAAAAUGCAUGUGUCUUUGUAAAUCUGUUGCAGUCUUUCCCAGAUGUAAUUCCAAAAGUGUUUUCCUGAUUUGUGGGAAUGUUUGAUGAAAUGUUUAGGUAAUUAAAUUAUUUGAUUUUAAUUAAA
Messenger RNA from Esox lucius (northern pike), 4858 nucleotides. It is a transcript of the gene b4galt1l, whose product is annotated as DP-Gal:betaGlcNAc beta 1,4- galactosyltransferase, polypeptide 1, like. NCBI's taxonomy places the organism in Eukaryota, Metazoa, Chordata, Actinopteri, Esociformes, Esocidae. The transcript has 6 exons. Gene Ontology annotation, molecular function: cytoskeletal protein binding; beta-N-acetylglucosaminylglycopeptide beta-1,4-galactosyltransferase activity. Gene Ontology annotation, biological process: carbohydrate metabolic process; protein N-linked glycosylation. The record is from RefSeq and is a predicted model, not a curated record. The coding region runs from base 658 to 1842 and encodes 394 amino acids.